AUGCCGACCAGUUCGAGUGUCCCUGUUAAGCAUCCUCAUCGUCAUCUUGUGCUUGGGUUUGUAUUCCAUGCAGCAUUCCUUGCUUCUAUUUUCGAUAUCUACUUUGUGAGCCCUGUUUUGAAGGUCAAUCGACGGUUUAGUAUAUUGGACUCGAUCGAAGGAGAACCUGCUGCUUCCCGAGAUGAUGUGCUGCCUCUGGCUAGUCGAGUGGUCUUGAUUGUCGGUGAUGGAUUACGGGCCGACAAACUCUUUUCUUUGUUUGCCAAUCCGCCUUUUGACCCAGUUUUAGCAGUGCCCGAUUUGCCAGAACUGAAACCUAUUCCAACUUAUGAACGCUCCCAACCUCAUCUGAUGACCCCUGCACCAUAUUUACGGUCUCUGGUAGAAACUGGCAGAGCUAGCUGGGGCGUCAGUCAUACGCGAGUUCCUACUGAGAGCCGCCCUGGUCAUGUCGCCAUCAUUGCCGGCAUGUAUGAGGAUGUAAGUGCUGUCACUAGAGGCUGGAAGAUGAACCCUGUGAACUUUGACUCCGUCUUCAAUCAGUCUUCUCAUAGCUUUACCUUUGGAUCUCCUGAUAUUUUACCCAUGUUCAAGCAUGGUGCAUCAGAUCCAAACCGGGUUGAUGCAUGGAGUUAUGAUGAAGCGGCCGAGGAUUUCACCAAGGAUGCCGCUGAAUUAGACAUUUGGGUUCUUGAUCGUCUCAAAAAACUUUUCAUCGAUGCCAAGAAGGCAGGUCCUGGAAGCGAGCUCGACAAUCGGUUACGCUCCAACAAAGUCUUCUUUUUUCUUCAUCUGUUGGGACUAGAUACUACCGGUCAUUCCUACAGGCCGCACUCUCCUGAAUAUCUCCGGAAUGUGCAAGUGGUCGAUAAAGUCGUUCGGGGUACUGAGAAGCUUUUCGAGGACUUCUACGGUGAUGAUCGUACCGCAUACAUCUUCACCGCCGAUCAUGGCAUGAGCAAUAUUGGCAAUCAUGGUGAUGGCGACCCAGACAACACACGUACUCCAAUAGUCGCGUGGGGAAGCGGUAUCAAGGGUCGAGCGUCUGUAACUACUAACCCUUCGGUGCCGAUUGUGCCUUCAAACGAUCCAUACUUUGCAAAUUGGCAUCUUGAUAACAUGGGGAGGCUAGAUGUCGAACAAGCUGAUAUUGCACCCUUGAUGUCCACACUGGCAGGAACCCCCAUACCUGCCAACUCUGUUGGACGUCUGCCCAUGAAUUACCUCAAUGCAUCUUCGGACGAAUUAGCCAGGGCAGCGUACGCAAAUAUGCGCGAGAUCUUACAGCAAUACGAAACUAAACAUGCUAUGAAAGCUUCCACUACUUUCGCAUUUCGUCCGUUCCCCGAACUGCCCGAACGUGAAUCGAUCAAGCAACUAACCACGAUACAACGUCUCUUUCACAUUCAUCGCCUGAUAUUGACCGGUCGUCAUGAAGACGCAGUAAGAGCAUCGUCUGAAUUGCAAGCUGCUGCGUUAAGAGGUUUGAAAUACCUACAACGAUACGAUUGGUUUGUUCUCCGUACCCUUGUCACCAGCGGGUAUGUGGGGUGGAUGAUCUUGAGCGCAAUUCAUGUCUUGAGAACCUAUGCCUUGCCUCCAGUUUCAUAUCAGUCUCCGCAAGUAGGUUUUGGCAGCGUCUUAGGGUUCGCUGUCUUCCUGACCUUUGCCGUCAAGUUCUUCAUCGAACAAGCACCUCUCACUUAUUAUCUGUAUGCCGCCUUUCCGGCCUACUUUUGGAGUCGUAUCUUGAACGACUCCAAUACGAUUCAAGACGUACAAGACUGGGCGCAGUGCGUGGGCUCUCAACAGAGAGCCACGUCGUCCAGUAUCUUUAUUUGGUCUCUGAUAAGUCUAGAGUGCAUGGUCCUUGGAUACUUUCAGCGAUUCUACUGGUCCGUUGGAUGGGUCGUGGUCGGCAUUGUAUGGCCGGCUGUCGGAACAGACUAUGCAUUCCGCUCUCGUAAUCAGCAUCUCAUGCGCACAUGGACAGCCGUAGCCAUUGUCAGCAGCAUGUUUACGUUGCUACCCGUAGAAAAGGGAGAAAGUAUACCAACUAUCGCUCUUGGCUCGGCUCUUUUUCUUGGAGGGGCAUACGUUGCUCGUAAGCGACAAUAUUCACAUCCUACCAAUUCGCAGGUCGGUUUUAUCGUGGCGGCCUCUGUAAAUACGAUAUACUCGGCUCACAAGCUGAGUUCCAAACAAGGCCUUCCAAAAACAAAUCAAGCUUUGGGUUGGAUCAUCCUGCUUGGAUCAAUAUUGUCGCCUCUGUUUUCUUCGGGUCGUCGCUCUACACAUCAAUCUACACCUACAAAUGAAUCACUGCUACAUCAGACUCGACUGCUCAGACUUGUCUUCUCGUUCGUGCCGGCGUUCAUCAUUCUUUCACUAUCAUACGAGGUCUUGUUCUACUUCUGCUUUUCGCUAGCACUAUUGGUCUGGAUCGAAUUAGAAACUCGACUCGCGAACACCGGAACUCAAGUGAUUCGUCAACCAAAUGCAACUUCUGAGACAACGCGAUCUAAGUUGAGCAUGUAUCAACCUCAACACAUACGAUUAGCACUCUUCUUCCUCUUCUUCAUUCAUGUGGGGUUCUUUGGUACCGGUAACGUGGCCUCGAUCUCCUCAUUCUACCUGGAACCUGUCUAUCGCCUUGUGCCUGUCUUCAGCCCGUUCCUGAUGGCAUCAUUACUCCUGAUGAAGAUCUUAAUCCCAUUUUUAAUCGUGUCUUGUGCUUUCACAGCUCUCAAUAGACAACUGAGGUUACCUCGCAUGUCACUUUUCGUUUCCACCUUUGUAGUUUCAGACGUUUUGACACUCAACUUCUUUUUUCUCGUCACUGAUCAAGGUUCGUGGUUGGAAAUCGGUCAGAGUAUUAGUCAUUUUGCAAUCGCCAGUUUUUUGUUGGGUUGGACAAUUCUUUUGCAUAGUUUAGGUGAAGUUUUCUUAGGUAGAGAUCAUCAACAGUUGUAUGUCAAGCAAAAAUGA
Molecule: messenger RNA, 2988 nt
Organism: Melampsora larici-populina 98AG31
Lineage: Eukaryota; Fungi; Basidiomycota; Pucciniomycetes; Pucciniales; Melampsoraceae
Exons: 8
Coding region: 1-2988 (995 amino acids)
Biological process (GO): GPI anchor biosynthetic process
Cellular component (GO): endoplasmic reticulum membrane
Molecular function (GO): mannose-ethanolamine phosphotransferase activity
Source: RefSeq, a predicted model, not a curated record